UUAGACCAAGAGGUGCUGGGAAACUCCAGCCAGCGAUCCCACUCCCAGUCCCUGCUGCUGCUGCACGCCCCUGGGGAGAAGCAACUACCCCGUGGUCCAGGCUUCAUUCGGACCUUUCACUGUAAAGCAGAACCAGAGCGGCCGACGGAAGCAGCAGCAGCGCGGAAGCAGAGCUCUAUUACAGCGUCUCCCCCGCUCGGCACAGCGCCCCCUGCCUGUCUGGAGACGGUACUGCAGCCUUCGCAGAACGAGCUUCACUACACCGGGGCGGUGGCUCUGCGGAGCGGGGGGGCGCCGGGACCGGACUCGGGGGAGGAGGAGGAGGAGGAGGAGCUGAGGCUGGACCCCAACGUCGUGAUUCGCUCCCCGAAAGGACCCCUGAAGCUGGGGCAGCCAAUCAAAGUGGGGGUGCUGCUGAGGGAGAACUGCACUGCAGAGCUGGUGGUGAUCAGAGUGAAGCUGAAGAAAGGUCUGAGCGUGGAGUCGGUCAGCCCGUCGCUCGCUUCAGACGACUGGACAGUGAGUGUGGAGGAAACGCUGGGGUCCAAACACCACACCACCCUCGCUGACCAUCCGCAGAGCAGCACGAUCGCACACACACAGAGAAGCUCUCGUGUGAUUGUGUUCAUGUUCAUGUUCCCCUCUGUUCUGUUCUGGGAGCCGGCUCGCCUCUCUCUCCAGUCCGAUAACUUCACGGGCCCGGCUGUGACCCGCAGGAUCUCCUGGCAGGUGGAGUACCCGGGUCAGAACCCGCUGUGGGGGUCCGAGGGGGGGGCGGCGCUGACCCGGAUCACGCUGACCCACCGGGCCCUGCUGGGCAUCGUACCCGUCACACAGACCCCUUCUCUAGUGAACACCGCCAUUCUGACGGGACUCCGCGUGUCGCUUCCUGUCACCGUGCUGGCAGUGGAGCAUGAUGGGACGGUCUAUGACGUCACCCACUACGUCACCUGCCGAUCAACGAACGAGGAUAUCGUCAAGGUCUCGUCGGACUGCUCCUCGGUGUUCGUGGACGGGUUCGAGUCCUCUCAGGGGGGGCUGGGGGUGCGGGUGGAGUUCCAGCUCGAGUCACUCGCUGGCGCCCUCCUGCUGUCGGUCUGGGUGCCGCGGCUCCCUCUCACCCUGCAGCUGUCGGACGCGCAGCUGAGCCAAAUCAGGGGCUGGAGAGUCCACAGCAACACUGAUUGUUCUCCUCAGUAUCAGAGGUCCACAGUUCAGGUUCUAGCCCAGUUUGCGGCCAUCCCAUUGGACCCCGAGGGUCAGCUGACCUUCAUGCUGGGCUCUCCUGAUUGGUUCGUCGACGUCACAGAGCUGGUCCGGGAUUGGCUGAGGACUACCGAGCCGCGCAUAGCGACGCUGAGCCCAGAGGGCAUCCUGAUUGGACGAGAGCCGGGCGUGACAUCACUGCAGGUAGUCUCGUCUCUCUGGGACACUGUUAUAGGUCAGAGGGAGGUCACAGUGUCCAGUGAUAAAGUGACCCUUGGUGACCUUUCGGUCCAGCUGAUUUCGGGACUGACCCUGUCAAUCAAACCCAGCGCCGGCCUCCACGGUGUCGUCACGGCAACGGCCAGCGCACAGCAACAGCUGCACACCUACAGACAGGAGGCAGUCCUCAGUAUCUGGCUCCAGUUCAGCGACGACACCACCGUCCCUCUGGAGACCUUUGACCCCGGCACCUACUCGCUCCGCCUCCUCUCGCUGGCAGAGGGCGUGGUCACCUUGGAGACGGUCGCCACGGAAACCGACCGCAGCGACGGGGGCAAACCGCUCCCCUUGGUGGUCGCCAGGGGCGACGGGGGCGGGCCUCUGAUCAGGGCGGAGCUCAGCGACACGGGCUGCCACAGGCUGAAGAAACAGCAGCAGCAGCCAAUCAGAAAGAAGACCGGGGUCCUGGCGGGGGGGUCGGGCUGGGUCCGAGUGAACUUUGACCUCCGGAGAAGAGGGGAAGGGGACAGCGGGGAGGGGGAGGACUAUUUCGGGGAGAGGAGGAAGGUUUGGAGAGGGGAGAGGAGGCAGGAGGAGGAGGAGGAGGGAGAGGAGGACUCGCUUGGAGACCAGAGGAAGGUUUUGAGAGAGGAAGGGGCGUCCGUCGACGAAGCCUCCAGCGAAGACCAGCCGGGUUUCUUGGAGUGGGAGCCGACGGGAGGGCGGGGCGCCCCGGGGGGGCGGAGGCUGACGGAGCUGGAGAUCGGGAUGUACGCUCUGCUGGCCGCGUUCUGCCUCGCCAUCCUGGCCUUCCUGGCGAACUGCGUGCUGCUCAUCCUGAAGUCCCGGCGCAAAGGCGGCGCGGGGGGAGGAGGAGAGGAUUCGGGGAAGAGCCGCCACAACUGGCUGUGGCUCGGCACGGACCUGGAGGAGCUGGGCAGGCAGGCGGACCUCGCCGCCAAUCUCUCCCAGCGGAGGAAAGAGCGGGGCGGGUCGGAGGGACCCUACCCCACCGCGGAGCCCGGGCCGGGGGUCGCACACGCGAGCGGCACGCGGCUCGUCUUCCCCAGCGCGGCGCACGACGACCACGUUACUCCCGAAGUGGAGGAGCUGGCUUCCCAGGAGCCUCUGGGUGCUGGCGGGAGGGUGCGGUUCGCUCCUCGGGAGGAUCCUGCCCUCGCGGCUUCGGAGGAGGACGUGGAGUGGCUGUGCCGGGACAUGGGGCUGAGCCGGCGAUCCGAGAUGGAGAGUUACAUGGAGGGAAUCCGACGGGACUCGGAGCGGGACUCGUGACGGAGCCUCGCGUCUUCUGCACACUCGCCCUCCUCCUUUUUUCCUUUUUGUGAAGUUUGCAAUCGUUCUGAACACGUCUGGCUGCUCACCUAAAGAAAGACAGGGAAAGGGGGGGGUCUAUAUAAUGCAGGGGGGGUCAAACUCCAGUCCUGGGGGGCCACGGGGGCAUCUGGUUUUCAUUCCACCUUAAGCUCUCAAUCUAAUUAUUUGUCCAAUUGGAUGUAUUUCAUGUUUUUUUCAAGUCAUUUCACAGUUGAUGGUUUUUAAAAAUGCAUUUCAAGGUACACAACCUCCAAAAUGUUUCGAGACCUGGAGAGAAGUGUUAAAUCUGUCCGGUUAAUCAGAUCAUCAGACCAGUGGAGUAAUUGAGAGCUCAGAGGGGGGUGAACGAAAGUCGGGAGACGCUGUGGCCCCCCAGGAGCGGCGUUUGACCACCCCCCCCCCCCGGAUAUAAGCAAGACGAUUCAAGCGAACGUUAUAGGAAGUCAUAUUCAACAUAUUUCAUAUUUUUACUCUUGGUAGAAAAAACUGAAACGUGUGUAUUUAAGUUUCCUUAUUUAGAGAAAAGGCUUCACGUUGAUAGUUUAGUUUUGUAAAUAUUCAUGGUUUUUUUAAAAAAAAAUGUGUUUUUAUUGUUUGUGAUUAAAGAUGAAUUAGGAGA
Acipenser ruthenus (sterlet) is the source of this 3379-nucleotide messenger RNA. Its product is annotated as transmembrane protein 132A-like. The annotation marks the transcript as partial. The record is from RefSeq and is a predicted model, not a curated record. Lineage: Eukaryota; Metazoa; Chordata; Actinopteri; Acipenseriformes; Acipenseridae. The transcript is spliced from 10 exons.